AUGGGUUCCGAAUCAUCGCCCAAUCUUCCUAUUCUACAUUUUUCCGAUGAAGAUUUGAAGCCUGGAACAGACUCUUGGUUACUAGCGUGCAAGAAUGUUAGACAAGCCCUCGAAGAGUAUGGUUGUUUUAUAGUAGAAUACGAUAAUUUUCCACUAGAACUUCACAACCAAGUGUUCUCCCUCCUGGAAGAAUUGUUUGAUCUCCCAACAGAAACAAAAAUGAAAAACAGAUACGAAAAACCCUUGAACGGCUACAUCGGACAAAUUCCUAAGCUUCCUCUACAUGAAAGCAUGGGCAUCGACAACGCUACCACUCUAGACGCAACUCAAUUCUUCACAAAUCUAAUGUGGCCUCGGGGAAAUGAUCGCUUCUGUGAAUAUAUUUUCAAGUAUGCAAAGGUAGCAGCCGAGUUAGAUCAAAUGGUGACCCGAAUGAUAUUUGAGAGCUAUGGCGUUAAGAAAUAUUAUGAUGCAUAUAUUGAUACAACUACCUACCUUCUCCGGCUCUUGAAGAACCGAGCGGCCCGGGGGAAUGAGCCUAAUCUAGCCUUUGUUUCUCAUACUGACAAGAGUUUCACAACCAUACUUCAUCAAAACCAGAUCAAUGCUCUAGAGGUCGAUACGAGGGAUGGAAAUCGGAUUAACGUAGACUUCUCGUCUCCUUCAUCCUUUGUCGUCAUUGCCGGUGACGCACUAAUGGCAUGGAGCAAUGAUCGGGUGCUUUCUCCUAGCCACCAAGUGGUGAUGAGCGGGAAGACAGACAGGUAUUCUAUGGGGCUAUUUGCUUUCAACAAUGGGACAAUUCAAGUGCCUGAAGAGCUUGUUGCCGAGGAACAUCCAUUAAAAUAUAAGGCCUUUGAGCAUUUGGGGCUCCUCCGCUUCUACCGGACAGACGAGGGUUACAAAUCCAAGUGUCCUAUCAAAGCCUAUUGCGGUGUUUGAAUCUUUAGUUAAUGUAAUAUUAGAACUUUAUCGUGUGAAAUCUCCGAUGUAUAUUUGGUAAAUUUGUGGGUCUGCUUCUGCCAUAGAUUCGCCCGUGUGAUUGCUGCAAUGGCUUCGUAAACCUAUAUACUGUG
Messenger RNA from Durio zibethinus, 1076 nucleotides. RefSeq names its product putative 2-oxoglutarate-dependent dioxygenase AOP1. NCBI's taxonomy places the organism in Eukaryota, Viridiplantae, Streptophyta, Magnoliopsida, Malvales, Malvaceae. The record is from RefSeq and is a predicted model, not a curated record.